Molecule: messenger RNA, 349 nt
Organism: Lymnaea stagnalis (great pond snail)
Lineage: Eukaryota; Metazoa; Mollusca; Gastropoda; Lymnaeidae
Source: the annotation of a GenBank genome assembly
UUCAACCUGUCUGCAGCAACAGAAAAAACAACGGAGUUAGCGUACGUCGGCUUAUUGAAAAAACAUGUGCCCAAAGCGAAAUCUUUCGUGUGGUCGAAUUUAAGACCCUUCGCUUUAGAUUCCACUUUGCCAAAGAUGUCUGAUAAUAAGGAAAAUUGCGUGGCCCUCAAUUUUACCUUACGGUCUAAUACCGGAAAAAAGGGUAUCAAGUGGACAUUGGUCAAAUGUGAUACACAAAGGUCGAAAAUACGUUUGUGUGAAUUGGAAGUUAAUCUGGCUCCUAAUUUGACUGGACUAAUGGCUCAGCUAAAAACAAAAAAACAACGCAGUGAUCUGUGGAGAAGCAAGA